Zeugodacus cucurbitae (melon fly) is the source of this 582-nucleotide messenger RNA. It is a transcript of the gene HSPC300, whose product is annotated as probable protein BRICK1-B. Gene Ontology annotation, molecular function: protein-containing complex binding. NCBI's taxonomy places the organism in Eukaryota, Metazoa, Arthropoda, Insecta, Diptera, Tephritidae. The record is from RefSeq and is a predicted model, not a curated record. The coding region runs from base 103 to 333 and encodes 76 amino acids. Gene Ontology annotation, biological process: cell motility; actin filament organization; regulation of actin polymerization or depolymerization. Gene Ontology annotation, cellular component: SCAR complex. The transcript is spliced from 3 exons.
AUUUUCUGAAUAUCGAUAUUUAUAUCGAGUAUUUAGUGAUAUGCUAGACCAGAGCACUGAUAAAUAAUUUGUAAAUAAUAUUAAAAUUUUCGUAAUUAAAAAAUGAGUUCUAUACAUAGAGAGGGUGUUCAAAAACAAAUACAUCAAGACUGGGCAAAUCGUGAAUACAUAGAAGUUAUAACAGCAAGUAUAAAACGGAUAACGGAUUUCCUCAAUUCAUUUGAUAUGUCGUGCCGAUCCCGACUUGCUGUUUUGAAUGAAAAAUUAUCCACUCUGGAGCGGCGAAUUGAUUAUCUGGAAGCAUGUGUAACUCAAGGGGAAACUCUUACAUGAGUUUAUGGUGUAACUUUCAAAAUUAUAAAUAUUUAUAUGAAAAUAUGUCGUGUCCCGUCUUGCUGUUUUGAAUGAAAAAUUAUCUACUCUGGAGCGGCGAAUUGAUUAUCUGGAAGCAUGUGUAACUCAAGGGGAAACUCUUACAUGAGUUUAUGGUGUAAAAUUCAAAAUUAUAAAUAUUUAUAUGAAAGUAAAUACUGUAUUAAAUAAAAUGUAUUCGUUACAAAUAUUUUGAUAACACUAAGUAAA